AUGGCCGACUUCGCAGGCAUCAAGUCGCCUCGAGACAAGGGCACGCGUGACGUCGUUGUGGUCUACCGCACAGCUGGUCCGCUGUUUGUGGAUUUGCUCUCGCGAGACGACGGGACGGGAGCUCUUGUGAAGGCGUUCCGGAGGAAAGCGGAUGGGACCAUGGCAGUUGCUGAAGCUUCGGGUCGUGUGUCUCCGGGUGACGAAAUGGUGGCGAUUAAUGACGUGAACGUGACCAGCAUGGUGUUCAACGAGAUCAUUACGGCUGUGCAGGAGGCCACGUUUCCGUUGAAAUUGACAUUCCAUUGCCAUCGAACGAAGAAAGAGGAGCUGGAAAAGAAGCAGACUACAAUGCCACCGACGUCACCCUCGAGUAGUCCAGGGUGGGGUGCCAGACUGAGCCAGAUGACAAGGUCAGGAUCAUUUGAGCAGAAGACCAGCGGAACAGAUCUGAAUAGUGCCAAUCCACGGUCACCGUUGGCGUCCUCAGCGAAUUCAGAAUCGAACGGAGGAAAGUACGGGGUUUCGCGUGGAAAAGCAGGAACUGACGGUAUGAAAAAGAGCUUGUUGCGCAUGAUUGGCAACAAGCCAUCUAGGCCAGAGGAGGACAAGAAUGUGGUGAAAGCUUGGAUGGACAACCUCGCGCUGAAACCGCACAACAGCUCGGCAGGAGGCCGCCAUCGCAAAACACCUGCAAAUACAAAUGUAGAUGUGCCGCACUCGACGCCUAUUGUAGCCGUGACAACUGGAGGCCGAUUUGUUGGUGUACUGGAUGACGAUCUGAACGAAUUUACGCUCACGUGGUUUCGCAAGACGCCACCCGAGGCGGAGAUCAGACAGAUAAAGGGCGUCAAACGGUGUCCGUAUUUUCCUUCGGUGGAUGAUGUGGGCGCGAUUCUGUCAUUGCGUUGCGAGUCACUCCGCUUUGCACAUCUACAGCGUGUAGUAGAGAUGCCUCGACCGUUAGUACUGGAUGCAGACGUGAGAAAGACGGUGGACGUAUUUGUAGAAGCUGGCGCGGGUUCGUUUUCCGCUACUUUGGCAAGCAAUGAGCACGAAAGCUUUCAAAUCAAGAUUUCGGCAACAUCGGUGGCUCUUGUAAAAAGAUCAGAAGACGAUGGAGGUGUCGUCGUGGACGCUGCCUACGGUCCAUAUCUUCAGGUACUUCUGGACCCUAGCAACCAGCUCCGCUUCACCAUAAAGGUGCGAGAGCUUGGUGGUUUCUUGGGUGCCCGUGAAGGAGAUAUGUGCGAUUUGCAAAAUCGGCGAGAGCAGCUCGGAACUCUGUCUUGCUUCUUUUUGGUGGCUCAGAACAGGCAAAAUCGCGACAUUUUGACGCUGCUCAUUCGUACGUUCCGAGCUCGUUUGAUUUCACCCGAGCAAGAAGAAAUAGCUCGAGCCGAUGAGAGAAAUUUGUACAUGGACCCGGCGUUUGACGUCGCUGCAGCAUCCCCGCUACCACCAGCACCACUGAUUGCAACUCAAAGCGUGGGGCCACACUUGGGCGGAAUGUCCCCCGCUAGUGGCUCUACUGCGACGAGAGAUUCUGCAGGUAGUGCAGGGUCGCCGCCGUCGGCAACAACUCCGGUAUCAGGAGCUACUUCUUCGCCUAUUGCUAGGAAGCUUCUUUCGGUACAACUACAAAGCGAGGGGUCGCUAAGCUCCGUGUCUAGUGCGCGGCUGAGUGAUCUAGUUGGUUUGAACCGCGGAAAUUCUGGUCAGCUGAUGAAAGAGCAAACAUCGGACUUCACUUUACCUACACCAAGACCACCUCGUGCAUCCGUGAUGGCAAGCAAAAGCGGUUGUGGAGUGAGCGGCACAGAUGUUGGUGCCGACAAUUCGUUUUUGGAAGGUCGUCUUGCUGCACAAGACAAGGAAAUAAACAUGCUUCGAGAGAAGCUUGUAUCGGCGUCGGUUCUCCAAAAAGUAGCAAUGCAGGAGAACAAGCAGAUUGCUGCAUCCAUCGAGCUAAAGAACAGUCGCAUCGAGUUGCAUCAAACGAAGAUCCGGCAACUUGAGAAGCUUGCGAGGCAACAUGAUACACAAGCACGCGAAACGCAGAUAUUGCAGUCAAAACUAGAGAAGGUAGAGAGGCAGCUGGCAUCUUGUCGACAAGAACUAGAGCAGCUGGCUGGAGUUGCAGCAAAGCGAACAGUAACGAUGCUGGACCAAGACACGCAAACUGAGGCCCAGUUUUUCAAUGGAGAAAAGCGGACAGAUACCGCUGUGCUCGCAGCACAAAACUGGAAACGUGAUGCUUGGUUUGGGACUGUCGCAACGGUAAGCACCACCGACCUACAACAACAAGUAGAAGACCAGCAGGUGCAGAUUGCUCAGCUGGAGGACAAACACGUGACUUUGGUGGCCGAACGCAACAUGCUUCGCACUAAAUCAACAGAGCUGUCGAGGGAGCUUCGCAGACUUGUGGUGGCCAACGACAACCAGCCACUGGAUGAUCUUGCAGCACAACUCACGGAGCGAAGACGCCUGCAGGUGGAGCUUGUCUCAGUUAAAGCUGAUGCGACAAAAACAGCUCACGAAUUGGCAGAGCUCAAACGCCUCUUCGACGGUGGUGGUGACAAGGUCAAGGGUAGCAAGCGUCUUGUAGCUCGGAACAACGAGCUGCUGCGCACUGUGCAGCAGCUGAACGAAUCUCUGAGUGAAGCCAGAGACCAAGUCGAUGCAGUCAAGAAGGUCAACAGCUCUCUCGCCUUCCGUCUUCAUCGUCUGCAACCGGACGCUCGUGGUGGCAUUGUCGAAUGUGUGCCUUCCUCUCCUUCGACCAGUUUUCCGGCUUUCUCGUCCGGCGAUGAAGACGGCGACGACGACGAGGAGGAAGAGGAUGAAGAGCUCCAAGAUGGCAUUGCCGCCUUUCGACGGUCACUGACGAGACGGUGA
Molecule: messenger RNA, 2895 nt
Organism: Hyaloperonospora brassicae
Lineage: Eukaryota; Oomycota; Peronosporomycetes; Peronosporales; Peronosporaceae
Source: the annotation of a GenBank genome assembly